AUGUCCCGCUUCGUGGAAAUGAAGGAGUUUGGGGAGGCUGCUCCAUUCCUCCGGAAAACCAACCUGGAGCUAUUGGCUGCGCAAAGCCAUGCCUUUGAUGGUAAAAAGCGAGUUUGGGUCCCAGAUGAAAAAGAGGCUUACAUUGAAGUGGAGGUAUUAGAAACAGAAGGGGACAAAGUCAUUGUGGAAACCAAAGAUGGCCGGACCCUGACACUAAGAGAGGAUGAUAUUCAACAACUGAACCCUCCAAAGUUUGACAUGAUUGAGGACAUGGCCAUGCUGACCCAUCUCAAUGAGGCUUCUGUCCUUUUCAACCUCCGCAGACGCUACAGUUUCUGGAUGAUCUAUACUUAUUCAGGACUGUUUUGUGUAACAGUGAAUCCCUAUAAAUGGCUUCCAGUCUAUGCUCCUGAAGUGGUUGCAGCCUACAAGGGCAAGCGGCGCUCAGAGGCCCCACCCCAUAUCUACUCCAUAGCAGACAAUGCCUACAAUGAUAUGCUACGCAAUCGUGAGAACCAGUCCAUGCUCAUCACCGGUGAAUCCGGGGCUGGCAAAACUGUAAACACGAAACGUGUAAUUCAGUAUUUUGCCAUUGUAGCUGCUCUGGGCGAAGCAGCGGGCAAUAAAGGAGGUACAUUAGAGGACCAGAUUAUUGAGGCAAACCCAGCCAUGGAGGCUUUUGGCAAUGCCAAAACAGUGAGGAAUGACAAUUCAUCUCGUUUUGGCAAGUUCAUUAGAAUCCAUUUUGGUCCUACAGGGAAACUAGCCUCUGCUGAUAUUGACAUAUACCUUCUGGAAAAAUCAAGAGUGAUUUUUCAGCAGCCUGGAGAGCGAAGCUACCACAUCUAUUACCAAAUCUUAUCUCAGAGCAAACCAGAGCUCCAAGACAUGCUGCUGGUGUCAUCCAAUCCCUUUGACUACCACUUCUGCUCUCAGGGUGUGACCACAGUAGACAACCUGAAUGAUGGAGCUGAACUGCUUGCAACAGACCAUGCCAUGGAAACUCUUGGUUUCACACCUGAAGAAAAAUAUGGCUGCUACAAGAUUGUGGGUGCCAUUAUGCACUUUGGGAACAUGAAAUUCAAAGUGAGGCAGAGAGAGGAGCAAGCAGAAGCCGACGGCACUGAAAGUGCUGACAAAGCCUCCUACUUGAUGGGGAUAAGUUCAGCUGACCUCAUAAAGGGCUUGCUCAACCCCAGAGUCAAAGUGGGCAAUGAAUACAUCAUCAAAGGGCAGACUGUUGAACAGGUGACUUAUGCAGUUGGAGCCCUUGCAAAAGCCACUUAUGACCGAAUGUUUAAGUGGAUAGUGGGCAGAAUCAACAAAACUCUUUACACAGCCAUCCCCAGACAGUACUUUAUAGGGGUUCUGGACAUAGCAGGUUUUGAGAUCUUUGAGUUCAAUAACUUUGAGCAACUUUGCAUUAACUACACCAAUGAGAAACUACAACAGUUUUUCAACCACCACAUGUUCAUCUUGGAACAAGAGGAAUAUAAAAGAGAAGGCAUUGAGUGGACCUUUAUAGACUUUGGCUUGGAUCUGCAGGCCUGCAUAGAUCUUAUUGAGAAACCACUGGGCAUACUGUCUAUUUUGGAAGAGGAGUGUAUGUUCCCUAAAGCAACCGAUAGCAGCCUCAAGGCUAAGCUUUAUGACAACCAUGUUGGCAAGUCUCCAAAUUUCCAGAAACCAAGACUAGACAAGAAACGCAAGUACGAGACCCACUUUGAGCUGGUACACUACGCUGGCGUGGUACCAUAUAACAUCAGUGGGUGGCUGGACAAAAAUAGAGACCCUCUGAAUGAGACUGUUGUGGCAUGCUUCCAAAAAUCAUCCAACAAGUUAAUGGCAAGCCUCUUUGAGAACUAUAUUGGUGUAGAUUCAGGGACAGAGGCCAAACCAGGAGGCAAGGAAAAGAGGAGGAAAGGAGCAUCUUUCCAGACAGUUUCACAGCUCCACAAGGAGAAUCUAAACAAGCUGAUGACCAAUCUGAGAAGCACUCAACCUCAUUUUGUGCGAUGUAUUAUUCCCAAUGAGACCAAGACCCCAGGAAUGAUAGAGCCAUUCUUGGUUCUGCACCAACUGCGUUGUAAUGGAGUGCUAGAGGGAAUCCGUAUCUGCAGAAAGGGAUUCCCAAAUCGCUUACUCUAUGCAGAGUUCAAACAGCGUUACCGUAUACUGAAUCCUUUGGCUAUCCCAGAGGACACCUAUGUGGACAGCAGGAAGGCUGUGGAGAAGCUCCUUGGUUCUCUGGAUAUUGAUCACACUCAGUACAAGUUUGGCCACACCAAGGUCUUUUUCAAGGCUGGUCUACUGGGACAGUUGGAGGAUAUGAGGGAUGAGCGCCUGGCCAAAAUUUUGACUAUGUUGCAGGCCUUCUGCCGGGGCAAACUCAUGAGGAUGGAGCGGCAGAGGAUGAUGAAGGAGAAGGAGGCUCUGAUGGUCAUUCAGUGGAAUAUCAGAGCCUUUUACUCAGUGAAGAACUGGCCCUGGAUGAGACUGUUCUUUAAAAUCAAGCCCUUGCUAAGAAGUGCCGCUACUGAGAAGGAGUUGGCUGCACUAAAGGAGGAGUUCCAGAAACUGAAGGAAGCACUGGAGAGGUCUGAAGCCAAGCGGAAAGAGUUGGAGGAGAGACAUGUUUCCCUGGUUCAGGAGAAAAAUGACCUGUCCCUGUUGCUUCAGGCUGAGCAAGAUAACCUUGCAGAUGCAGAAGAUCGCUGUGACCUACUCAUCAAAGCCAAGUUGCAGCUAGAGGGUAAAGUGAAGGAGCUGAUGGAGAGGCUAGAGGAUGAAGAAGAGAUCAAUGCCACUGUCCUCUCCAAGAAACGCAAGCUAGAGGACGAAUGUGCUGAGCUUAAGAAAGACUUAGAUGAUCUCGAAAUUACUCUGGCUAAGGUAGAGAAGGAGAAACAUGCCACUGAAAACAAAGUGAAGAACUUGGUUGAGGAGAUGGCUGUCCUCGAUGAGGCCAUUUUGAAGUUGACCAAGGAGAAGAAGGCUCUGCAGGAGGCUCAUCAGCAGGUCCUGGAGGACCUUCAAGCUGAGGAAGACAAGGUCAACAUGCUGUCCAAGGCAAAGGCCAAGCUUGAGCAACAAGUGGACGAUCUGGAAUGUUCCCUAGAGCAAGAGAAGAAGGUGCGCAUGGAUCUUGAGCGGGUCAAACGCAAAUUGGAGGGAGAUCUUAAACUUUCCAUUGAGUCUGCCAUGGACGUGGAGAAUGAGAAGCAGCAGCUGGAGGAGAGCCUUAAGAAGAAAGACUUUGAAAUGAGUCAGGUCACAUCCAAGAUAGAGGAUGAACAAGCCCUUGUUAUUCAGCUACAAAAGAAAAUAAAAGAAUUACAGACUCGUAUUGAGGAGCUAGAGGAACAGCUGGAAGCAGAAAGGGCAGCACGGGCGAAAGCAGACAAACAACGCUCCGACGUGUCACGGGAACUGGAAGAGCUGAGUGAACGGCUGGAAGAGGCAGGUGGAGCGACUGCUGCCCAGAUCGAGAUGAACAAGAAGCGGGAGGCUGACUUCCUCAAGUUGCGUCGAGAUCUGGAGGAGGCCUCGUUGCACCAUGAGGCCAUGGCAGCUAUGCUGAGAAAGAAGCAUGCAGACAGUGUGGCUGAGCUGGGUGAGCAACUGGACUGCUUACAGCGUGUCAAACAGAAGCUGGAGAAGGAAAAAGCUGAGGCCAGGAUGGAGGCUGAAGAUUUAGCUUCUAACCUUGAACAUCUCUCUAAGGCCAAAGCCACAACAGAGAAGAUGUGCAGAAUGUAUGAGGACCAGCUGAAUGAGUCAAAGGCCAAAGCUGAUGAACUUCAGAGACAGCUUAAUGAUGUCAACUCACAAAGAGCCCGUGCACAGACUGAGAGUGCUGAGGUGAGUCGUAGGUUAGAGGAAAAGGAGGUACUGGUCAUGCAGCUGCAGCGAACUAAAAUCUCAUUAAAUCAGAGUAUGGAGGAGAUGAAGAAACAGUUUGAGGAGGAAUGCAAGGCGAAAAAUGCCCUGGCUCAUGCCCUGCAGUCAUCAAGGCAUGACUGUGACCUUCUAAGGGAGCAGUUUGAGGAAGAGCAGGAAGCCAAGUCUGAAUUGCAGCGUGCUCUUUCAAAGGCUAAUGCAGAGGUUGCCCAGUGGAGGACCAAGUAUGAGACUGAUGCCAUUCAGAGGACAGAGGAACUGGAGGACGCCAAAAAGAAGUUGGUGACUCAACUUCAGACCACAGAAGAAGCAGCUGAAGCAGCCCAUGCUAAGUGUGCAUCACUAGAGAAGACUAAGCACCGUCUGCAGACUGAGAUGGAGGACCUGAUGCUGGACCUAGAGCGCUCCAACGCUGCUGCUGCUGCACUGGACAAAAAGCAGCGUCACUUCGACAAGGUGUUGUCAGAAUGGAAGCAGAAGUAUGAGGAGACCCAGUCAGAGUUGGAGUCUUCUCAGAGGGAGUCACGCAGCCUGAGCACAGAACUCUUCAAGCUCAAGAACUGCUAUGAGGAAGCACUGGAUCACCUUGAGACUGUCAAACGGGAGAACAAGAACCUGCAGGAGGAGAUCACUGACAUGGCUGAUCAGAUAAGUCAAGGAGGAAAGACCAUCCAUGAGCUGGAGAAGAUGAAAAAGACCUUGGACCAUGAAAAAAGUGAUAUUCAGGCUGCUCUUGAGGAGGCUGAGGGCACCCUAGAGCAUGAAGAGAGUAAGACCUUGCGCAUCCAGCUUGAACUAAGCCAGUUCAAGACUGAGACUGAGAGAAAGAUUGCUGAGAGGGAUGAAGAAAUUGACAACCUGCGUCGGAAUCACCAGCGAGCCUUGGAGUCCAUGCAGACCACCUUAGAUGCAGAGGCAAGGGCCCGUAAUGAGGCAGUCCGCAUUAAAAAGAAGAUGGAAGGGGACUUGAAUGAAAUGGAGAUACAGCUGUGCCAUGCUAAUCGUCAGGCUGUCGAAUCACAAAAACUUGUGCGCCAUCUACAGGCUCAGAUAAGGGAUCUGCAGGUGGAGCUUGAUGAAACCCUUCACCACAACCAGGAGCUGAAAGAGCAAGUGGCAUUGACCGAACGCAGAGCCUCCUUGCUGGCUGCUGAAGUGGAGGAGCUGAGGGGGCUGGUGGAACAAACAGACAAAGGCCGUAAAAUCGCUGAGCAUGAGCUGUUGGAGUCCAAUGAAAGAGUCAACUUAUUACACACACAGAACACAGCACUGUUAAACCAGAAGAAAAAGCUGGAAGGUGAUCUCUCCAUGCUUGCAGGGGAAGUUGAUGAGGCUCUGCAAGAGUGCAGAAAUGCAGAAGAGAAGGCCAAGAAAGCCAUCACUGAUGCAGCUAUGAUGGCAGAGGAGCUUAAGAAAGAGCAGGACACCAGUGCUCACCUUGAGCGCUUGAAGAAGAAUACAGACCAGACCAUCAAAGACCUGCAGAUGCGCUUGGAUGAAGCAGAACAGAUAGCCUUAAAGGGCGGCAAGAAACAAAUUCAGAAACUGGAAACACGGGUCAGAGAGCUAGAGGGUGAGUUGGAGUGUGAGCAGAAGAAAUGCGGAGAGUUUCAAAAAGGAUUACGCAAAUAUGAGAGGAGGAUCAAAGAACUCACCUACCAGACAGAGGAGGACAGAAAAACUUUACUGAGGAUGCAGGAUCUAAUUGAGAAGCUGCAGGCUAAAGUGAAGAGUUACAAAAGACAAGCUGAGGAGGCAGAAGAGCAGGCUAACUGCAACAUGACCAAGUACAGGAAGAUUCAGCAUGAGCUGGAUGACGCAGAGGAGAGAGCAGACGUGGCAGAGUCUCAGGUUAACAAACUGCGAGUGCGCACCAGGGACCAGGGGGGCAAGGUGUUGGUCCUCUGCCUGGCAUUCCUGGACAGGAGGCUUAGAUAUGAUGACAGACAGGAUGUGACAGAUGUGGGCCAGUUACUGCUGGUCAAAGCUCUGGACCAAACCAGGAGGAUUAGGAAUAUCCUUUAA
Molecule: messenger RNA, 5925 nt
Organism: Chanos chanos (milkfish)
Lineage: Eukaryota; Metazoa; Chordata; Actinopteri; Gonorynchiformes; Chanidae
Product: myosin-7-like
Exons: 42
Coding region: 1-5925 (1974 amino acids)
Cellular component (GO): myosin filament; myosin II complex; cytoplasm
Molecular function (GO): ATP binding; actin filament binding; microfilament motor activity
Source: RefSeq, a predicted model, not a curated record